AUGGCCUCAACAACGACUGUCGUGGAUGAUCUUAGGGAAUGGUUUCAGGACUUUGAAGACCUGGGCGGCGGUUGGACGCCGAACACCUGGGACUUCUACAACUCUUACCUCUUCUGCUUGACCAUCACCGCGUUCAAUGGACUAUGGUACUUCGAGCCCGCCACUUCAGGUGGCAAACUUGCGCUCGUCCUGUGGGGGGCGCCCGCCCUCGUAAUUGGCGUCAUGGGCGGCAUGGUCAUGGCCCGGGUGCUUUACCUUGCCUUGUUUAAUCAUCUCCGCGUGUGGUCGUGCUUCACGCCGGUCGGCUCAAUGUGGGAACGCGCAAGGCUGUGCGAGGCCUCGUUUAGCAAGUGGCGAGACCAGGUGCACUUCACGUGCAAGUACCUGCUGCUCAUUCUGCUGCUCAUUCUGACCAUCCACGACCCCGGCGACGACUUCAAGAGAAACUCGCUUGGCGAAAAUCUCUACUUUUCAUUUCAGUGGGUGACUACGAUCGGAGUCGGCGAGUUCCGUCUUGACGCAAUCUUUGGGAGCACGCGCCUUGCGAGCGUGUUGGUAGUCCAGGUUCUGAUCCUCGUGCUCUGGGUCGCUCUCGGCUCCGCCUUCCGACUCUUCGAUUUCAUGGGCGAGAAGGGCGCGUUGCUGCUGGGCCUGAGCGACACACAGAACCACAAGACAAGACACUCAGCCAACGCGCCCGAGUCGAACGACAGGCGGCACGCGAAGACUGGUUGCAAUCCCGCCGACCGCGAGGCCGCGGGAUGA
Messenger RNA from Emiliania huxleyi CCMP1516, 765 nucleotides. RefSeq lists its product as hypothetical. Gene Ontology annotation, cellular component: membrane. Gene Ontology annotation, biological process: potassium ion transmembrane transport; stabilization of membrane potential. NCBI's taxonomy places the organism in Eukaryota, Haptophyta, Isochrysidales, Noelaerhabdaceae. The coding region runs from base 1 to 765 and encodes 254 amino acids. The record is from RefSeq and is a predicted model, not a curated record. Gene Ontology annotation, molecular function: potassium ion leak channel activity. The transcript has 4 exons.